Pundamilia nyererei is the source of this 2381-nucleotide messenger RNA. RefSeq names its product negative regulator of reactive oxygen species (gene nrros). Gene Ontology annotation, molecular function: protein binding. The transcript is spliced from 3 exons. Gene Ontology annotation, cellular component: plasma membrane. Bases 241 to 2298 code for a protein of 685 amino acids. The record is from RefSeq and is a predicted model, not a curated record. Lineage: Eukaryota; Metazoa; Chordata; Actinopteri; Cichliformes; Cichlidae.
CCGAGCUUGAGAACCUGCCUGAUUGCAGCUUGUCCAUGUGACUCAGUUUCCGUUGCCUGCCUACUUCCGUGAAUAGUAAAGAAGGGGCAUCUGUGCUUCAGUCAGUGCAGGGGAGAGCAGCUGAACUUGACACACAUGUGAACGCACUCUGCAACAGCGAAUCAACCAGCGAUAUGGUCAGGGGAGCAACCGUCAGUGGCUUGGCAAAUCCACACCUAACCACCAGUUAAGGAUGAGAAAAUGCCAGUCCACAGGCUCACACCCAUCAUUCUCUGCUUGUUGCACAUGUGGAGAACGCUGACGCCAGUCUCGAGUCAUCCGCAGCACCGUCGAUGUCAGUUGAUACAACAAACGGCUUGCUGCAAUAAUGGUCAGCUCACAUCUGUGCCUGAAGGACUUCCAGAAAACAUCGAAGAGCUUCAGCUCAACUACAACCUCUUUGAAACACUACAGAAUGCCUCUCUUCUCAGUUACCCUUCACUAACCGCCCUGAGCUUAGCUUGCAACAAUUUGAGUAAAAUAGAAUCGAACACUUUUCAAGACUCAAAACUUUUAAAAAGCCUCAAUCUAGCAAACAACAGUCUUUAUAACAGCUACGAAGAAACCAGCCUUGCAUUAAGAAAGCUAUCAGGUCUUAUAGCGCUAGAUCUUUCUGAGAAUAAGCUUACAGAUGAAAUGGCUGACUUGCUUCUUCAUAAUCUUACGUCACUAGAGUACCUCAAUCUUUCUGGGAAUCUUUUGUUGAGAGUGGAUGAGGCCUCAUUCAGGGAUCUGCACCAGCUUAAAGAACUUGACCUACAAAGGAAUUUGAUUUUUGAGAUUGAUAAUGCUUUUGACAGCAGUCCAAAGCUACAGCGACUCAACUUGGCCUUUAACUAUCUGCCCUGUCUCACUGACUUCCACAUGAUUCAGCUGGAGGUCCUCAAUGUCAGCCACAACUUCAUUGAGUGGUUCAUCUCAAGGCAAGACCUCAACGACACUUUCCAGCUAGAGACUCUCGAUUUAUCAGACAACAAACUCCUUUUCUUUCCUUUCCUGCCCAGCCAGAGUAAUUUAAGGUACCUUUACUUGUCUCACAACGCCAUUAAAUUCUACGAACACUUAGCAGACAACGAUAUGUUCCCAAACUCAACAAAAACUGUGGAAUUCUACAACUUUAACAAGGACAUCAAUAAUGUGACCGCUCAGUUGUGGGACGAAAACCUUCACGGUGAUAUAUCCUCUCUAGAGACUUUAGAUCUGAUAGGGAACUCUGUGGAGUAUUUCCCUAAAGGAUUCAUCCAGAAAAUGCCCACCCUGUCUAGACUUCAAAUGCACACAAACUGCCUGAGAACCUUAAAUCUAACAUCUGAGCAGUUCUCUCGUAGCUUGUAUGAGCUGGAUGUUAGCAACAAUGAACUAAGCCAGAUCUCAGCGGAUAAAGCUACUCUGACCACUCUUGGCAAUUUGACAUACUUUAACCUGAGCCUGAAUGGUCUUAAGUGGGUACCCAUGGGAUUAUUUUCCUCACUGCAAAGCAUCCGGUCGGUGGAUCUCAGCUACAACAACAUUGACAUUUGCCUUUCUGAGGAAGCUGAGAUCAGUAUGCACACUAAUUCAACUUGCAUGAAUUGGAAGAAUGUUAUGUCCCUGAGACAGCUUUACCUUAAAGGAUGCAACCUUAAAAUAAUUCCAAACACUGCAUUUGCGGGGUUGUCGCUAACGCACUUGGAGCUAUCCGAUAACCCCGGAGUAACCAUCCAUCAAUCAAUACAAAGUCUUAGCACAACAUUACAGCAUCUAGGUUUAGGGAACACUCACAUACAAGACAUUGACUUCUCCCAUUUCCAGAGUCUGAAGUCUUUAAACAUUUCAAAGAACUUUCUGCUACAUCUUCCCCAUUCACUUCAAAACCUCAACCUGAAAGUACUUGAUCUGAGGGACAACAGACUUUCUACCAUCCCCUCUGGUCAGGCUAAUGCAUUAGCCCCAAAGCUGCAGACUAUUUUCCUCACAGGAAAUCAAUUCAACUGUUGCCAGACCGAAUGGUUCAGGACAUUUGAAGCAACAAACACCAUCCACAUGGUCGAACAGUCAGCCAUCACAUGCAAGGAUCUCUUCCUAAGGACACACAGAGUGGAGAAUCCACAGUCGUUUUUGUGCUUUGAUGACGGGGAGUCGAUCUUUUGGUACAUUCUGCUGUUUGUCCCCGUCUUUCUUUUUUUCACAGGAGUCUCUAUCAUUGUUCUCCUCACCUUUAAGCCCACACUGCUACAAAAGUCCAUCAAAAAGAAGUGUUUGAAGCCAACGUCUUACUGAUGUCACCAUAACUGUAUUUUGUCCAGUACAUUAUUUAGAAAUGUAGCCGAAUACAUAUCUGAAAUAAAUACAUUUACCGAAAA